CGUACGAUUAUACGAGUGCACGUUUGCACAGUUGUUUGCUAGAUUUAAGAGRUGUUCUGUACGUUUGGAAAAAUGUAUAUCUGCGAAGGAUGUGUAGAAUUGACAAAAAAUAAAAUUUCAAUAAAUUAAAGUGAAUAUUCUUUGUGUAAAACACAAUGGUUGCUUAAUAUUUGCAAAUAUGUGUUAAAGUGUAUUGUGAAGUGCUUUUAAUGGUGCCACCAGUAGAAUUUCACAGAUAUAUAAGUAAAAGAAAGCGAAAGCCAACACAGCAUCCUUUUUAUUUUUAUCCCUUGCCUUUGCUUCAUCUUUCCUUUUACUCGUUAUUCCUUUAUGUGCGCGUUAUUCGUGAACUGCUCCACCCUCGACGUCCUUGUAAAGAGAGUAGUUUCGUGAAUUAUCUGGCUAAACAAUGUAUAAAAAGUGAUACAAAAGAAGCGGGAAGUGUUGUUUGUGUUUGAUGGGGGUGUGAAGUAAAAAAAAAAAWAAAAUAGAAAAAUACAACAAAAUAAGUGCGACUAAAAUAGCAAACGGCAAAGAGCAGUGCAUUCAAAGCCAACUUAUACAAGCAAGAAAUUGAAAGCAAAACUUGCAGAAAAACAAGUCGCGUCAUUGAGUCGCCAACRCUGCGCGAUUCCAGCUCCAUAGUGCGCUUCCGUCGUGUGUGUGUGUGUGUGAACAUAUGUGAACCGCUGCAACUUCAAGGAGCCGUGCAUUCUGCCACCGGCGUCACAAAGUCGUUUUUACUUAAUACCAUCAUUAUUGUAUUUGAAAUCUUUUGACACAAUUGCCUAACCAACACUUGGGAGAUACAUACCGUAUAAUCAUUCAACAUUAUUGGUAGUAAACUCUUUAUAUUAAUUAACAAGUGCCGACAAGUGUGUGUGUACCUAAAAUGUAUCUUAAACGAAUUUUCGAGAAAAUUAUAGUUUAGAUCCGCUUUAUAUGCCGCUUUCCUGUURAAUUAGUGUUGUUUAAAGUCAGUUUAAAGCAGCUCAUAUACUCMUAAAUACGUUGUUGCUGUAAUUGAAAACGAAAGCUGCAGUUGAACACUUAAAAGAUUACACUUCAACGACUCUGAAGAUUAUUGCAUCAGCACAUAACGGGUGACAUUGGGAAAUGAACCUACACCUUUAGAAUCAAAUUAACACASCACUUUUCCGAUGCGAGUAACCGCGCUGAGCUAAAAUUUAACCAAAGUCACAAACAAGUUAGAGAAUACUCCCCACRCAACGUUUUCAUUAUUUGAGACGCCACGAAAUUUAUGCCCGGAGUAGGUGCCGGGCAGUGCUGGACAUGUUGGAACGUCGUCCCUUAUGGGGAUUAAUAGUAUUGUUGAAUGUCUGCGUAGUGAUAUGGCGAAUGCAGGAACCGGCUAUGCUGAAUGUCGAAUACGACGGCAGCGGUGCGGGGAGUGCGAACGUACAGCAAAACUCAGACUUCGACGAUUACGUGCCGCCAUUGCAYCUACAACGGCAACAACGCCAACAACAGCAGCAACCACAGGUCGAACAACGGUCCUCAGUGUGGCGCAGAGGUGUCGCGAUGCGCAAUGCCAUAGCACAACAACAGCUAUACGCUGGUAAACAUCUUCUAGCCGAUAGCGCCGAGGCAAAUGAAAUCGCUGCCAAAGUAACGCGAAAAGCGGACGACAGUCUUCACAUUAGCGGCCACACUAGUAGUAGUAGUAGUAGUAGUAGCAGUACCAGUAGCAGUAGUAGUACGCAUAGGUCUAGUACUAGCCAUAAGAAUAAGAGUCAACACCUAUUUAACGAGCACACGACGAGUCUACGAAGUGUCAGCUCAGUUAAAAGUACGCCAUCACCGUUAGUCACAGCGGCAACACUGAAGAACACUGCAGAGUUGCAAACCACAACGAUAGGCAAUGCGAGAGCGUAUAGUUUUCCACCGGAUGACUUCCAUCAAUUAAUUGAUCUGCACGACUUUACGUACCUUAUAAGCCAGAACAGCUGUAGUCCGGAUGUGCAAGCACUAAUCUUAGUGCAUUCGGCGCCAGCCAAUGAGGAGAAGCGACGCCUUAUACGCGAGACGUGGGGCAAUACCGAUCAAUUGCCACCCGUGAAUGGUGUUUUGCCAUUGCGGAUUAUCUUUUUGAUCGGUAACGUCGAGACCGAAGCGCUGCAGUUGGAUAUAGAGCGUGAGAAUUUCGAAAACGGCGAUAUUGUGCAGGGUUCCUUUGUGGAUAGCUAUCGCAAUAUGACCUAUAAGCAUGUGAUGGCUUUGAAAUGGUUUCUAUAUAAUUGUGCGCAGGCGCAAAUUCUCAUCAAGGUCGACGACGAUGUCUACGUGAAUACACCGCAACUACUCAUCUACCUGGAACGUGCUGCUGUGAAUAGUGAUGUGGAAAAUGUCGCCGCCGCCGCCGCUGCUGCGGAUGUUCAAGCCAGUGCUGCCAUAUCUCUACAAAAAACCGCCGAUAAAGAUAGAAAAGCUUUUGAGCAUAAUACUAUUGUAGACACUGAUAGUAGUAGCGGUAGUAGUACGAGCAACAGUAAUAGUGUACGAAAUGCUGCCGAUGCCAAUGCUGCACACACACACACAAAUAACACACAAUUCAAUGCUGCACAAAUGAUAUUCCGCCAUCCACGCGAUUUGCUACUCUGCAAAACCAACAUCAACGCUAUGGUCAAACGCAGCUACCGCUCGAAAUGGCGCGUCACAGCACGCGAGUUCCCCGGCCGGUACUAUCCGCCCUACUGUCCCGGCUAUGCCAUCAUCUAUUCGCCCGACGUGGUGCUAGCUUUAUAUAACGCCGCACAGGUGUCGACCUACUUCUGGAUCGAUGACGUCCAUAUAACGGGUGUUUUGGCGCAGAAUCUGAGUAUCGCCAUCACAAACGCCGACCAAUACAUACUCUACGAAACCGAUUGUGACAACUUGCUCAAUGACACGGUGAAUAGUGAUGACGUGGAGUUCUUGUACGCUUGGCAUUUGAUCAAUCCCCAGCAGGUGCAACGGCUUUGGGAGAUGUAUGUGGCCAAAGCCCACAGACACUUGUCGGCUGCKCCAACAUCCRCCAGCGCUGCAGCGCUGCACGCCGCCGCCAAGCAGCAGACAUCACCCCACCCGACUGAGUACAAUAARUAUAAGAGAUACAGAUAGUAACAUUAACUCGUGCAUAUAAAUUUACACAUACAAGCACAUUUGUCAUAAUACAUAUAAGUUCUUUACGUUUUACUUUUUUACUAUAAUAUUUUAUUUUAAAAUUGAAUAAGAGAAAUUGAUUUUAGUUAGGAUCUGUGUAAAGGCAGUACGUUUAAAGUUAAUAACUUGUGUAUAUUCCAAUGUGUGAACGUGUAAAAUAAGGCGCAACAAGCGUAAAAAAUCAUGUAAAAAGCAAAUAUUCAAUAAAAUAUUUAUCUCAUAUAUGUAUAUGUAAGUGACCAUUCUGCACAAAUCUCAUAUCAUAUAGUGCAAAUGUUUGACAUCAAAACUUUAGAUUAAAAUUAUAUACACACAUAUAUACGUACAUGUGUAUGUAUGUGUGAAAUGAAUACGUUUGAGCUGUGCAAACGAUAACAAUUCGCCUAGGAGUACAUAUGUACCUACAUAUUUUGCGAUCGGAAUUGUAGAGCGRGUUUUGGCUAAAGCUGUCAAAGCGCGCUUAAAAAAUAAUUUAAUGAAUUAGUUCAGUUGGUUUUACUAGGCAUACGUAAUUUAAAGUUCAUUUUUAAAACUAUGUAUUUAUGAUAAUUUUAGUGAAAUUAAAACAAAUUAUUUUUAUUAUAA
Molecule: messenger RNA, 3747 nt
Organism: Bactrocera latifrons
Lineage: Eukaryota; Metazoa; Arthropoda; Insecta; Diptera; Tephritidae
Exons: 2
Coding region: 1294-3120 (608 amino acids)
Cellular component (GO): membrane
Molecular function (GO): hexosyltransferase activity
Source: RefSeq, a predicted model, not a curated record